Rubroshorea leprosula is the source of this 1875-nucleotide messenger RNA. The record is from the annotation of a GenBank genome assembly. Lineage: Eukaryota; Viridiplantae; Streptophyta; Magnoliopsida; Malvales; Dipterocarpaceae.
GACGAGAUGGUACUACGUCUCGGGCAGGGAGAAGAUGUUGAUCUUCACCAACAUCAAAAAUAAGGUAGCGAGGUGGAAAAGACAGUUCGUGUUCGUGCGGGAUACGCGAACUGACAGGAUGAACAACGAGCUCGCCGCCCGUCUGUCAGAGUGGCGCACGCCGAACGCAUAUAUGAACUAUCCUCAGCUGACCAGUGGCGACGUCGACCUGAAGAAUCGGCUACUCGACUAUGUGAAGGCGAGGGGGCUAGUGGAUUUGGAAACCUUGGUUACCCCGGAGCAGAUCGCAGUUCUCAGAUUUGUCGAUGUGGCAAAUCUACACUCUCAAGGAGUCAUGAGCAGCAUCCUUGAGCGUCAACGACAGAGAGCGCAAGGCUCCAGGAAUCGGGGAGCCGGGUCGGGUUCCCAACGCCAGUCUCGUUUUGACGAGCGGCCACCUGCUGCACCAGGGCGCAGCUCGCAACACAGAAGUUCCAGCUCGGCACAGAGGCCACGUGCCGAGCAAAUAGUCGAGUCUGCGCCUUCCAGCUCCAGAAGGCGUUCGAGGGAAGAUGCGGAGGCUGAUGCAGAGGAUGACGUGCCUCUCAUACGGCGUAGGACGGGCACCGGCUCGCAGCCCGCCCCGGCUGCUGCUGCAAGAGCCUCCAACAUGCCUCAAGCGCCAGCUCGGGAGGUUGCUGAGGCCGCACCGAUCUCAACGUCUGUGGGGGGCCCCAGGAUUGCAUACCCGGACGGCUUCAGUUACGUGCGAACUGAAUGCCAUGCUGCUAUGCUGCAGGGUAUGCAGAACUUUGUGCCCCCUGCAGACCGGCUGCGUGCGAAGGGGCACAUUCAACAGCAUGGGGGGCAUGCUGCGCUAAUCAAGCUGAUGGAUGCGUUCAGCUACACUGUCACCCUGUUUGAGUGCGAACAGGGAGCCCGAGCGCAGAACAACAAGCUCCAGAAAAGCUGCAAGCAACUGGCUGCUGAAAAAACCAGCUUGACUGACGAAGUCAGCCGUUUGCAGAGCUCGGAAAUGGCAGACCGAGCAGCGUCAGCUGAAAGCCGAGCUGACGAGCUGGCCCGUAAGGUAGAUGAGCUGAAGGAGGAGCUCGUGAGGGCCCGAGUGGAGAGGGAGAGCGGCAUCCAGGCUGCGAAUGAAGAGGCCGGUCGUGCAGAGGAUCGUGCCAAAAGGGCCGAAGCUGAGAGGGAAAAGACUCUGCACGACCUGAAUGUCAUGGCAGAGAGGGUCUCCCGAGCUGACCUGCACGUCGCCCGAGCUGAGGCGUCCUUGGAUGAGUGCAAGAGGCUCCAUCAGCGGGAUCUCUGCUUCGCCCGUGCGCAAGGCGCUGAAUGGCUGGUUGGAGCAGAGAUGUUCCAGGACGCCGUGGCAGUUGCCUCUGCCAACACCACCACGGACAUUUUCAACGAGGUUCGUGGGAAGGUGCUGCAAGUGCGGGCAGAUUUCCCCAUCGGCGAGCUGGCUUUCUUUGAGGGCGAGGAGAUUAACGAAGAAGGAAAGAGCCUAGCCCAGCCAGCGGACACCCGGGUGAGGUUGAGAUGGGAGCUAAACGAGGAGGGGCUGCCCGUGUGGCCCCCCUCUGUGAUCGAAGAGGGGGAGGACACAGAGGGGUUGCCAAGUUUUGACGCUUGGGUGGCGAACCCCCAUGAUGUGCCCGCUGAGCCUUCUAGCACGCCCCCUCUGCUCAGCCUCAGCUUGCGCCAACCGCGACUCUUGUUCGUUCUCCUACCCUUCCUCCUCCAGAUCGUUCCUCACCAGCCCGGUCUGUUACUGCCCCAAACGACGCAUCUAUUCCCGUCGACCUGACGGAUGACUAGCUUAGGAUUUUUUGUUCUGUUUUUGUAUGUUUGUGUUAAUCAAUGAAUUUAUUUACU